AUGAUAACUGCAAAGCAACUCGAGAGACCCAGAGGAAUGUUCAUUGCAGCUUCAAAAACGGUCAAUUCAACAUCAGUCGAAAUACAACGACUAGAGAUGGAACAAAGAAGACAGAGAGGAAGACCAAGAGUUCAUGAUAGUGACAGCGCACGCCAGCGCAGCCGAAGAAUGCGUGAAUCCGAGGAAGAAAGGUCUGCUCGCCUAGAAGCCAAUUCUUUUCGCCAGCGGCAAAGGCGUGAGAAUGAAAGUACCCAAGAAAGAAGUGUAAGGCUGGGUGCAGAUGCUGGAAGACACCAGUUAACGCGUAUAAGUGGAACUGCGGAAGAAAGGACUGCACGACUCGCUGAAGAUGCUCGACGCCAGCGCGCGAGGCGAGCAUCGCAAACGGCUGAAGAGCGGUCAUUCAGCCGACAGCAUCACUCUCAGCGACAGCGUCAAAGACGGGCGUUAGAAAAUGGUGAGGAGAGCUCCACACGCCGACAGGAAAAUGCUGAACGUCAGCGACGAAGGCGAGAAUAUGAAAGCCUUGAAGAGCGAACCGCUAGGCAGACGGAAAAUCUCCAGAGGCAGCGUCGUAGACGCGAGCAAGAGAAUGCCGAGGAACGCUCUUCUAGGCUUGCAGGAAACGCUGAACGUCAGCGUCGUACACGGGAGCAAGAAAAUUUCGAGGAGCGCUCUUCUCGGCUCGCAGAAAACGCUGAACGUCAGCGUAUUAGACGCGAACGAGAGAGCUCUCAAGAACAAGCUACUCGGCUAGCAGAUAGCGCUGACCGUCAGCGUCGUCGGCGCGAGCAAGAAAGCUCAGAAGAGCAGGCCGCCAGGCUUGCAGAUAAUGCUAGACGACAACGUCGUCGGCGCGCGGUAGAGAGUCCAGAGGCUAUUUCUGCACGACGUGCAGAAAACGCUGACCGUCAACGUCUCAGUCGUGAAUUAGAGAGCAGAGAAACACAGCUUGCCCGGCUCGCAGAAAACGCUGAACGUCAACGUCGCAGGCGCCAGUUAGAAAGUGCUGACGAGCGAGUCGCUCGACUAUCGCAAGAAGCGCACCUUCAGCGUAGGAGACGCGGGUUACAAAGUGCUGAAGAAAGAAUUGCUCGGCUACAAGCUGACACCCGACGUCACCAGCAACAUCGCAGCACUGAAGGCAAUCUGGAGCGUUCUUCGCGACUGGACUCUAAUGCUGCACGAAAUCGUCAACGACGAGCAGAGGCAGUUGAGUGUGGAGUGGCCCUGCGUACACGGACGGCGGAGAAUGUUGCGAUCUGGGCAGGAUCCGUUUGA
This is a messenger RNA of Cooperia oncophora, 1281 nucleotides long. The record is from the annotation of a GenBank genome assembly. Lineage: Eukaryota; Metazoa; Nematoda; Chromadorea; Rhabditida; Trichostrongylidae.